Molecule: messenger RNA, 1188 nt
Organism: Oryza brachyantha (malo sina)
Lineage: Eukaryota; Viridiplantae; Streptophyta; Magnoliopsida; Poales; Poaceae
Product: ATG8-interacting protein 1
Exons: 3
Coding region: 207-929 (240 amino acids)
Cellular component (GO): intracellular membrane-bounded organelle
Source: RefSeq, a predicted model, not a curated record
CCGGCCGCCCGCGGCCGAGCUCUCUCUCUCUCUCUCGCGCGCACGCCCCCGGCCUCGCCCACCACACGACGUCCUCCUCGCCGCAACCACCAGACGAAACCAACGAAACUUUCUUUGCGCUCGCGGAACGCGCCGUCCCCUCCCUCUCUUCCCCGUCGCGUGGCCGGCGAAGCGCGCGGCGCCCACCGGUGUCCAGGAUUUUAUGCAUGGCAGAAGAGAUGAAAUUUGCUGAAGGGUCAUAUGUGGCCAACGAAUUGGAUAUGCUCUCUCUGGCUUCAUCAGUAUACACUGCUCCAUUGUUUCAAACAGGAUUUGAUUCAGUUUAUGUGCCUGAAUGUGGGGCUGUGAGUAACAGUGGAGAAGGCCCAUAUCCUGGUUUAUUCAUUUCUGAUGGCUUUGUUUUCCCUCCAAGUGAGCAUGAGAAUUUGCCAAUAGAAUCUGAACUUGUACAAUCUAAUAACAACAAUGAUGAGGGUUGUGAUGAACCAACCAAAGAAGUUGAUGACAGAAGUGAUGCAAAUCUGUCUGUUAGUGGUGACCUGCACUUUGCCAAUGGAACUACUGUCCCAGAUCUAGUCCCACCUGAAAUACAUGCUGAACAAGAGAAAGAUAAUACAAACAUAAAUUGUGAUCUUCCUUGUGAAGGGUGGUUGAGAAGGAAAUCGAAUUGCCUAUCUCAACGUAUAAAAGGAAUGACAACAGUCUGCACUAUCGUGGCAGCUGGUGCUUUGAUGGGCUUUGUCAUAAUAGGUCAGAGGUGGCAGCAGGACAAACUGCACCUUCAUCAUUUUCAGUUCAAUAUCGGCACUGAGGGAGUGCAUCGAAUCGUUGGAAUAUUCAGCCGUUGUAAGGAUGCGCUCCCCAGUAGUCAGCAGCUAAAGUCUCUGAUUCCAACUCGCAUGCUACCUCAACAGCCGGUGAGCGCCUGAGCAGGAUAGCGUGGCAAAUUUUGAUGGCAGGGAUCAGUACAACUGAUUUUUUUUGUUCAGACAUGGUUGGAUAUAGUAGAUUCUUUAUUUGUAGCGGCGGAACCGUUUGAUCUUUGUCCUUGUGUAAAUUUGUGGGGGUAUCGAUCUUUGCUCAUGGCACCAAAAAAGAAAAAAACAUCGUUUAUUUGUAGCGCGUACUCCGUAGUAACUGUAAAAAAGUACACGAGAAUACCACCUGUGAACAUCUAUCAUUGUACCA